AUGGAAUUUCUGGACGCUCUGGAGACCAGUGUUAGGACGUCAACGGUCCCGGUGCUGGUGUCGGGGGACUUUAAUGCUCACUCCUCGGUCUGGGGUAGCCCCCGCGAGGACCGGAGGGGGGAGUUAUUACUCGACAUGCUAGCUGCGAAUAAUCUGAUUGUUUGCAAUGUGGGAAAUUCCCCUCCGUUUGUAAGAGGCGCAUCGGGUACUCACAUAGAUGUGACCGUGGCUUCCGAAAGCCUUGCACCGCGCGUUAGAAACUGGCGAGUUUUCGACGAGGAGUCCCUGAGCCUGCACAGGUACAUUUAUUUUGAGAUAGACGACGGUGGCAGGAGACCAAGACUACAAACCAUGGAGAAUAGCGGGUGGCAAAUCAGGAAACUUAGCUUACAAAAACUUGAAGACGCAGUAAAAUCGGAGGACGGCGGAGAGCUAGUAGCCAAAACACCAAUAGCGGAGGAUAUUGAUUCAUUCGCAAAGGUGUUGGAAAGAAUUGUUGACAAAUGCAUGCCUAAGAGAGGCAGACAGAGUAAUAGGCGGCCGGUGCAUUGGUGGUCGGAGGAGUUAGCCGAGUGCAGGAGAAUCUGCAAUUCGGACAGAAGAAAGUAUCAACGGAAAAGAAGGAGAUCUGGAGAUGAGCAAUGCAUUGAGGAAGCGCAGGUGUACAAGGCAAUCAGAAGUAAGCUAACUAUAGCUAUCAAGACGGUGAAAGAAAAAUGCCGGAUAGAGCUGUGCAGGGAAGUCUAG
This is a messenger RNA of Cinara cedri, 747 nucleotides long. NCBI's taxonomy places the organism in Eukaryota, Metazoa, Arthropoda, Insecta, Hemiptera, Aphididae. The record is from the annotation of a GenBank genome assembly.